Vidua macroura (Pin-tailed whydah) is the source of this 431-nucleotide messenger RNA. RefSeq names its product MIEF1 upstream open reading frame protein-like. Bases 219 to 431 code for a protein of 70 amino acids. NCBI's taxonomy places the organism in Eukaryota, Metazoa, Chordata, Aves, Passeriformes, Viduidae. The record is from RefSeq and is a predicted model, not a curated record. The transcript has a single exon.
UGCAGCGGCCCCCGCGCCCCGCCCGCGCCUCGGCCCGGCCCGGCCCGGCCCGGCCGUUACCCCGGGCCGUUGGACAGGCGGACACGGCACCGAGCGAGGCCCGCCGCGGAGCGGCAGGCGGCGGCCGGCGGGUCCCUCGGGAAGGGAGAAGCUGACCCGGAUCCCGCCCUCGGUCACUCCUCUGCAGGUCGCUCGCCCGCGCCCCACACCUGUCCCCCAUGGCCGCGUGGUCCCGGGAGGCGGUGCUGACUCUGUACCGCGCUCUGCUGCGCCGCGGCCGCGGCCUGCGCUACACCGACCGGGAUUUCUACCUCGCCUCCAUCCGCCGUGAGUUCCGCCGGAACCAGGGGCUGCAGCGGCUGGAGGACAAGGAAAGGCAGCUGGAGAAGGGACAGGCUUUCCUGCAGAGCAAGCUCGGGGGCCUGGUUUAG